UCGGGCCUGACAGCCGCCCCCUUCCCCUCCAGAACGACAGAUCCUACGAGCAGCUGAAGAGCAGCCUUGGGGACAUGUCCGCCAUCUCGGAGAUGACCAUGGAACUCAACAACAUCAAUCUGAUCCAGUGGCUGGCAGAUGGACGACCUGGCAACCCUGGGGAGGGGGCUCCUGGGACCCCCGCGGGGGCCCCCGCCAUGGCCCCGAAGCCAAUCGGCAGCAACCCAACCUCCAGCUCCAGCAGCCCCAGAAGCAGCUACUACAGCAGCAAUAGCAAUUACAACAGCGAGCUGUCCCCGGUGCCCCCCUCCGUGGAAGCGGCUACCAUCCCUGCCACCGUGGGCACCUUCCCCCGGGAACAGCUGAUCCACAAAGCCGUGGAGGACCUCCCCGAUGGGGUGGACCCAUCCAAGAAAGAGCAUUAUCUUUCAGAUUCAGACUUCCUAGAUAUCUUUGGCAAGUCCAAGGACGAGUUCUACCAGAUGGCCAAGUGGAAGCAGCAGAACGAGAAGAAGCAGCACGGCCUGUUUUAGGGUCCCAGCAUGCUUGGGACAUGCACCCCCCGGCCCCGGGGCCCCAGCGGGCCUUUGCCGCCCCCAGAACUCCUCGUUCCAGCACACGGGGGUCCCCGAGAGCUCCAGAGGCUGAGCUGAGGAGGAGGAAGGGCAGCCUGCCGUGCCCUCGUGGUGCCCUCGGCGGAGCCCGGCUGCCAGCCCCCACUCCCCUGCACCCCGCAGUCUGACAAUAAAGGCUUGCCACCCUUC
Gracilinanus agilis (Agile Gracile Mouse Opossum) is the source of this 764-nucleotide messenger RNA. Its product is annotated as villin-like protein. Gene Ontology annotation, biological process: cytoskeleton organization. NCBI's taxonomy places the organism in Eukaryota, Metazoa, Chordata, Mammalia, Didelphimorphia, Didelphidae. The record is from RefSeq and is a predicted model, not a curated record. Gene Ontology annotation, molecular function: actin binding. The coding region runs from base 75 to 533 and encodes 152 amino acids. The transcript has 3 exons.